Onychostoma macrolepis is the source of this 2447-nucleotide messenger RNA. RefSeq names its product adhesion G-protein coupled receptor G2-like. Gene Ontology annotation, cellular component: membrane. Lineage: Eukaryota; Metazoa; Chordata; Actinopteri; Cypriniformes; Cyprinidae. Gene Ontology annotation, molecular function: G protein-coupled receptor activity. The record is from RefSeq and is a predicted model, not a curated record. The transcript is spliced from 11 exons. The coding region runs from base 64 to 1770 and encodes 568 amino acids. Gene Ontology annotation, biological process: adenylate cyclase-activating G protein-coupled receptor signaling pathway; cell surface receptor signaling pathway.
ACUAACAAUCCAACUACCAGUUUCACGUCACACACGACACCUAACAAUCCAACUACCAGUUUGAUGUCACACACGAAAACUAACAAUCCAACUACCAGUUUCACGUCACAUACGACAACUCCCAAUCCAACUACCAGUUUCACGUCACAUACGACAACUCCCAAUCCAACUACCAGUUUCACGUCACACAUGACAACUAACAAUCCAACUACCAGUUUCACGUCACACAUGACAACUAACAAUCCAACUACCAGUUUCACGUCACACACGACAACUAACAAUCCAACUACCAGUUUCACGUCACAUAUGACAACUCAUGGAUAUACUGAUCCCUCAAAGGCAUCAAAAGUCGUACACAAUCUGGAGUCUAAGAUGGAAGAGAUGGAAAAAAGCAAUACAAGCAAUGCAAUAAUUUUCAUGGAGGAUGGUGUUGGUUUUCUUUAUGUACAAGCCAAGAACACAGAAACCAAAGACAUCAACAUAUGCUACUUUUCAGAUCAUGCCACGGUUGUUGAGAGUCAAAGUGACUUCAUUACUAACUGUCUCUGGUUAACAAAGAUUUCAAAGGAGGCUUUCGAUAAAUCACGUCUUGAAAACAAUGGAACUGCAUUUGCUGGAGUUCUACGUUUCAAAAACUGGAGAAAUGAGGAUGAAACUGAAAUUCACACUGUUUUGAACAAUGAGGUUUAUGGAAUAACAAUGCGGGCCAAAAUCUUCCACCUUACCGACAAUAUUGACAUGUUCUUUAAACAUAAAGAUCUGACCGGUGAGCCGUCCUGUGUCUCUUGGAAUGGCAAAGGAAAACUGAAUUGGACAACGUUCGGCUGUGAGACAAAAAUCAACAACAACACCAUAAAGUGCUCCUGCUCACAUCUGACGUUUUUUGCAGUGCUGAUGAUCCCUCAGUCUCAGUCAGAUGCAAAUGUCACAGCACAACAUCUGGAAGCACUGACCAUAAUUUCUUCUAUCGGCUGCGGCAUCUCCAUGUUUUUUCUGUCCAUUGCUUUAUUCAUGCAUUUCCUGCUGCGGAAAGCCAAAUCAAAUCAGGCCACGAAGAUCUUGAUGAACAUGUUUGUGGCUUUGUUUCUACUGAAUGUCUCGUUUUUGUCAAACGAGAGCGUCGCUAACACACAAGACAACGCUGCGUGCGUCUUCAUAGCGCUGCUCCUGCAUUACUCCAUGCUGGCCUCAUUCACCUGGUUCUUCAUUCAAGCUCUUCAUAUGUACUUAUGGCUCAUCAGACAGAACGUCACCAUCACAAACUACAUGAGGAAGAUCACAGCGUUGGGCUGGGUGUGUCCCGCUCCAAUAGUCGUAAUUAUUACUUCUAUAGGAGGAUAUGAAGCAAUGAUCCUGAACUCAACGUCUGGAAAAAUCACACGAAUGUGCUGGAUUACAAAUCGUUACAUUCACUACAUAGUGAACAUCGGCUACUAUGCUUUAGUUUUCGUCUUCACGUCAGGAAUCUUCAUCAUGAUCGUCACUAAGGUCGUUCAGGCCAGAAACAUGAAAGCAGUUGACGGCAAGAGAAAGACGUUCAGAAAGCAGCUGAUGAUGGUGUUGAGUUUGUUCCUGCUCUUCGGUCUGACGUGGUCUGUGGCGUUCUUCAGUUAUGGACCGAUGCGCAUUCCCUCAUAUUACAUAUUCACUGUGUUGAACUCGUUUCAGGGGUUUUUCCUCUUCCUGUAUUACUACCACAUUCACAAUGACGUCGCGGGUCAUUUCUCAGAUGAUCCAGAAAACACCGACUCCACCACAACCACUGCUUAAUCCAGCAUUACUGCUGUGGAAAAUAUUUAUAGUAUAACUAGCAUAAUUAAGACAGAAAGCUUUUUUUGUCUAGACUUUCAUAGUCAUUUUCGGAUUGCUUAAACUGAUCUGUACAGUCAUUGUUUAAGGGGAAACUUUGUAUUUUUACCAAAAUCAAGUUCAAAAACAACACAAAGACAAAAGUUACUUAUGAACAAGAAAGGAAUGUUUAAAAUUAUGCAUGCACAUACAAUUAUGACUCUAAAUAGGGUCACUUUUAGUGAAAUAACUAAAAUCAAAUCAUUGAAAAAUCAUUACUGAAACAAGUCUAUAAUUGUAGAAGGACUGCAUAUUAUAUGACCUGAUAUAACUGAUUUAUUGAGCGUUAUAAUCAUCAUUCUGUCCACUAUAUGUGAUCAUGUACCUGUCAGAGCAACUCAAACAACACUGAACCUCUUUUAAUAAACAGAUUCACAUCUUCAGAAUGAAAGUAAUGUCCACACACCUUUGAAUUCAUAUAUUUUCAUGGUCAAUUGAUAUAUAAUUAUAUGAUGCAUAUUGGGUAUAUGAAAACACAAAAUACAAAAAUGCUGUCAGAAUCAACUUAUGUUUUUGCAUUAUUUAAUGUUGUUUACAUCUAUAGAUGCUGUUAUCUCUGAAUGACUGUAAUGAAGCUAAUAAAAUGUAAUUGUUCAUCA